AUGGCAACAGCUAUAGAGCUGGCGAUCCAGAAUGGCAAUCGAGAUCUGGUGACGAUCCUGCUCACAGAUGCCAAGAGGUGGUAUUUCGCCUCUGUGCAGCUGGUUGGAGAGAUCAGCCAACAAGGGCUUCCCCGGCCCACUCGAAACGAGUUCCAGGCAUGUGGCUACCGGUUCCGCCUCUUUGCUUGCAAAUACUUCUCCUGUGACCUGUUACAUUCCGGUGGUUCGAGUCCAGGAUUGUUGGCUAAGGUUUUCGCCCGCAUACACAACGUGCUGUACCCUGGUGUAGACAUCUCCCAGGUUGCAGCCCAGGUCGAGCGGGGCCGUGAUGUGCUUCAAACUCUGGCAGACAAGUGGGCGGAGCCCUUCAUCGUUGAGAUUGAUAGGAGGCAGGCCGCAGAACAGGAGAAGACUGCCUUGGUGCAGACGCUGAAGUUUUCGGAGGAGGAGAAUAUAACCUUGGUGCAGAAGCUGAAGUCGUUGGAGGAGGAGAAGAAGGCCUUGGUGCAGAAGCUGAAGUCGUCGGAGGAGGAGAAGAAGGCCUUGACGCAGGAGAAGAAGGGUUUGGCGCAGGAAAAGAAGGCUUUGGCGCAGGAGAAAAAGGCCUUGGCAUGGAAGCUGAAGUUGUCAGAGCAGAAGGAAAAGGCCUUGGCACAGGAGAAGAAGGCCACGGUUAAAGAUAUUGCGGGCCUCAAAAGGCAGCUGCAGCAGCAAGGCCAGUGA
This is a messenger RNA of Volvox carteri f. nagariensis, 723 nucleotides long. It is a transcript of the gene map1, whose product is annotated as microtubule associated protein 1a. The transcript has 2 exons. The coding region runs from base 1 to 723 and encodes 240 amino acids. Lineage: Eukaryota; Viridiplantae; Chlorophyta; Chlorophyceae; Chlamydomonadales; Volvocaceae. The record is from RefSeq and is a predicted model, not a curated record.